CUAACCGUACGAUGACAUGAUGACAUUGACAUCACUUCGAUCAAGCAAAAAACAAUUUUUCCUUUUUUUCCAUACUCGUCUUUAUCUAUGUUGGAAACUACGGAUGCAGAUUAUUAAUAUGUAUUAGAGUGUUGCUAAGAGAGUGUGAGUCAGUUUGCAAGCAAAAAUUAGGAGAUGUCGCGAAAGUUCAACAGCAGCACCACGGGAGCCACAUCGCGCUUAAGACAGGAUUAUUUGCGCUUGAAAAGGGACCCCAUUCCUUAUGUGAUCGCUGAGCCCCUUGGUUCGGAUAUCCUUGAGUGGCAUUAUGUGGUGACAGGACCGGAAAAUACGCCCUACGAGGGCGGAUUUUAUCACGGAAAGUUGGUGUUUCCCAGUGACUUUCCGUUCAAACCGCCGGCGAUCUACAUGAUCACCCCGAAUGGACGCUUCAAAACCAACAGAAAGUUGUGUUUGAGUAUUUCCGAUUUCCACCCGGAUACUUGGAACCCUGCGUGGAGUGUUUCCACUAUCCUCACCGGGCUUUUGAGUUUCAUGUUGGAAAAGAGUCCGACGUUGGGCAGCAUCGAGACGAGUGAUUACGAUAAACGCCAGUUAGCCUAUCAGUCGCUCGAGUACAACUUGAAGAACGCCCAUUUUAUCGAACUAUUUCCAGAAACAGUCGAGGAAAUCAAAGUUGAACUGGAGCGGAGAAGCACAUGCGAAAAAGCCUCAAGCGAUAGCAAUACAGCAGGAAUUUCCGCACCUGUUUCCAACUUCCAGUCGUGUAUUACAAACCUGUGUGUUAUAAUUGGGUUUGCCGCAUUUGCGUUUACCGUUAAGUAUGUUAUGAAGACCACAAUAUCGGAGACAGAGGAUUGAAACGACUGUUUUUUUUUCCAACGCCAGUCCAGGCAAUUAUUUAAAAAAAUUAACCUUUAUUGGAACAAUCACAGUAAACUGAAAUGAAUUCGA
Molecule: messenger RNA, 954 nt
Organism: Dendroctonus ponderosae (mountain pine beetle)
Lineage: Eukaryota; Metazoa; Arthropoda; Insecta; Coleoptera; Curculionidae
Product: ubiquitin-conjugating enzyme E2 J2
Exons: 4
Coding region: 175-861 (228 amino acids)
Source: RefSeq, a predicted model, not a curated record